Molecule: messenger RNA, 749 nt
Organism: Habropoda laboriosa
Lineage: Eukaryota; Metazoa; Arthropoda; Insecta; Hymenoptera; Apidae
Gene: Prx6a
Product: peroxiredoxin-6
Exons: 5
Coding region: 81-749 (222 amino acids)
Biological process (GO): cell redox homeostasis; cellular oxidant detoxification
Cellular component (GO): mitochondrion; cytosol
Molecular function (GO): peroxiredoxin activity
Source: RefSeq, a predicted model, not a curated record
CUUUCAAACAUAUGUAACUGCGUGACAACUUCUCUCUAUAGCAAGAGCACUAAUUUUAAAAGUAAACUUUAAAUGCCAAUAUGGUCUUAUUAGGUGAGAUAUUUCCAAAUUUUGUGGCUGAGACGCAAAUGGGUCCAAUUCAUUUUCACGAUUGGCUAGGUGACUCAUGGGGCAUUUUAUUUUCUCAUCCAAAUGAUUUUACGCCGGUAUGUACAACAGAAUUAGCUCGAGUCUUAAAAUUAAUGCCCGAAUUUGAAAAGUUAGGAGUAAAAGUUAUUGCUUUAUCUUGCAAUUCAAUCGAUUCACAUCGUAAAUGGAUAGAAGAUAUAAAGGCCUAUGCUGAAAUAACCGAUGAAGAAUUUCCCUACCCUAUUAUCGAAGAUGAAGCGCGAAAACUUGCAACAUUGUUAGGAAUGUUAGAUCCUGCAGAAAUUGACAGUCACGGUAUUCCUAUGACUGCUAGAGCAGUAUUUAUUAUUGAUCCUGCUAAAAAAAUGAGAUUAUCAAUUUUAUAUCCUGCAACCACUGGAAGAAAUUUCGAUGAAAUUUUACGAGUGAUCGAAUCGCUACAGUUAACAGAAAAUUAUAAAGUAGCAACUCCAGUUGAUUGGAAGAUAGGUGAACAUGUUAUGAUUCAACCUACUGUUUCAGACGACGAAGCGAGAAUGAUGUGUAAUGAUUUUAAAACUGUACCACUACCAUCGGGUAAAACUUACUUGCGUGUUAUACCUCAACCGCUGUAUAAAUAA